AUGCUUACAUUGUCUAAGCUCAGGAACAUAUUUGAAAUCCCAUGGGGACUUAGUGUCUGUCACAGGCGAAAUCAGAGUAGUUUGAGAGAAACAAAAUGGCUCACUCAUUCAUGUGCAGAAAAUGACUUGCAUCAAGCAGACCCCUUCUCUAGAAUUGAUAGCUCUGCUGCCCAAAAGCUGACUGAUUCGCGGUUGGGCAUCCGUUUUUGCAUUUUAUUUGCAUUGAAGGCUGAAGGGCUUAGAAGUCGGCCAAUACUUAACUUGAUCUGUGAUACAAUCACUAGAAACAAUUGGUUUUCACUCUAUGCAGAAGCUAUUGAACAACUUCGAACAAGCCGGGUUUUGUUAACUUCAGAAGCUUACCGUAUUUUGUUGAGGACUUACGUAAGACUGGGUAGGCUGGAAGAAGCCAUAACAGUGUUCUGUCAAAUGAGAGAAUUAUAUUGUGAGUUUGAUGCCCAUACAUACAAUACAAUUAUUAAACCUCUAUUGCAGAAAGAGAUGUAUUUGCUAGUGUUUGCGCUGUAUAAUCUGAUGAUAAAGUUAAAUUGCUGUCCUGAUGAUUAUACUUACUCUUUGUUGAUUGAUGGAUUCUGUAAAUGUGGAAGGAGUGAUGAAGUUAUUGAAAUUCUUGAAGACAUGGACCGCAGUAACAUACGGCCAAGCAUGACAGCAUUUACUUCUAUUCUUUCUGGUCUGUGUCAGGGAAAGAAAGUAGAUUAUGCAUAUAGAUUGUUCAACAAGGUGAAAGGAAAUUGGUUUCAACCUGAUCUAAUAACUUACAGUGUUUUACUUGAUGGGUUUUGCAAGCUAGGGAGGUUCGACGAAGCCUUAGCCAUGGGCCAGGAGAUAUCGUGA
Messenger RNA from Neltuma alba, 858 nucleotides. Its product is annotated as pentatricopeptide repeat-containing protein At1g79540. The transcript has 2 exons. The coding region runs from base 1 to 858 and encodes 285 amino acids. The record is from RefSeq and is a predicted model, not a curated record. Gene Ontology annotation, molecular function: protein binding. NCBI's taxonomy places the organism in Eukaryota, Viridiplantae, Streptophyta, Magnoliopsida, Fabales, Fabaceae.